AUGACCACGACGGCUUACCUCAUUCCUUUUAUAUUCAUUGCGACCUAUGCUCAAGAACGACUAAAAGACCUGCCACUUGCACCUGAUUACUGCAAAAACGGAGGCGCUUUCGUUAAUGGAGAAUGCGUGUGUACACUUCGCUAUGAAGGAAAACAAUGCGAGCAGGAGAGAUGUUUGAAUGGAGGACGUCGCCAUAAAGCCAACGGCCAGGUUCGAUGUCACUGUCCUUUCGGGCUUUCUGGUGAUCGCUGUGAGAAGGUCACAUAUUGCGAGCCGGGAAAAGGUAAAUUAGUCAACGGUAAAUGCGAGUGCAGCUCAAAAUGGACAGGACUAUUUUGCCAGAUGCGCACAUGUUACAAUGGUAUACCAACAGGUGGAAUGGAUGGAUUUUGUCUUUGCGAUGUUGGAUUUACUGGCCCAUUCUGCGACGUACCGCUUAUUUGCGAGAACGGCGGCAAAGUUACUCAGGACAACGAAUGCGCUUGCCAAGCAGAAUACACCGGCGAACGAUGUGAACUGUGUGCCGUUGGCCAUUCAAUGGAAAAUGGUCGAUGCGUACCUGAAGUGCUGGAGUCAUCGCUGAUAGCGCAAACUGGCUCGUUGUCCUCAAAGCCGUUCGCAUGGCCCAUUGUGCUCAUCGGUGGUGGAGCCGCAUUGGCAGCAGUGCUGCUGAUCACCAUGAUCACCUUGGCUGUGCGACGAUGGAGUUCGAAGCCGUCCAGAGAGAACAGCGUGCAUGGGCAACCUGACGCUACUGAUGUUUAA
This is a messenger RNA of Cylicocyclus nassatus, 765 nucleotides long. NCBI's taxonomy places the organism in Eukaryota, Metazoa, Nematoda, Chromadorea, Rhabditida, Strongylidae. The record is from the annotation of a GenBank genome assembly.